AUGCAACUACGAUUUCAACUCCAGCUUGGUUCGCAGAAAUGUAUAAGCGAACAAGUCGGAUCUGCUCUGCGACCGAGUUUCUACAGAGAUCUACACAUCACGGAUGAGGCUUACGAGAGACUGAAACAGAAGCGGGAAGAUAAAAUCUCACUCCACGAGUACGUCCAGAUGAAGGCUUACGAGCAGACAGCCGAGUACAAAGCAUGCAUCGAAAGAUUGAACAAGGAAAUGGACAGCAUAAACCGGCAAGUCUGUGGAGGCCAUGCUGCUCAAAAUGACAAGACAACUCGACGCUCCACGCCGACAGAGAACGUUCGCAGAUGCGGAUCAAGCAACUCAAGGAUUCUCUUGAGGGCGCUGAAAAGGACCAUCAACUGGAGACGAGGGAGCUUCACUCGCGGCUAUCGCGGCUUCAAGGAGAGUUGCGACGACUGCAUGUACGGGGCGAGAGCAUCGCAGCGGGAAGGCGAGACUGUGGUCUCGGCGCGUUUAAUCCCCCGUCAACUCGAGGUUUCCUUCGAUUUGCCUUCGUCUCCUCUUCCAAGCAAACGCGUCGUCACAGCUUCGUUGGAUCCUCGCCAGAGCCUUCUCUCUGAUGCUCUUUUUCUCAGGACCGAUCCGACGGCGAGUCACAGAAACUCGCCGAGUUCGACCACGCGCAGGCGCGGAACAAAUUUCUGGAAGAAGAAAUUUCAGCUCUCAAGCAGACGCAGACGCUCCAGACAGAGCAGCUGA
This is a messenger RNA of Toxoplasma gondii ME49, 735 nucleotides long. Its product is annotated as myosin heavy chain, putative. The record is from RefSeq and is a predicted model, not a curated record. Lineage: Eukaryota; Apicomplexa; Conoidasida; Eucoccidiorida; Sarcocystidae. Bases 1 to 735 code for a protein of 244 amino acids. The transcript is spliced from 6 exons.